Neospora caninum is the source of this 10266-nucleotide messenger RNA. RefSeq lists its product as hypothetical. Gene Ontology annotation, biological process: regulatory ncRNA-mediated post-transcriptional gene silencing. The transcript has 17 exons. The coding region runs from base 1 to 10266 and encodes 3421 amino acids. The record is from RefSeq and is a predicted model, not a curated record. Lineage: Eukaryota; Apicomplexa; Conoidasida; Eucoccidiorida; Sarcocystidae. Gene Ontology annotation, molecular function: helicase activity. Gene Ontology annotation, cellular component: cytosol; P granule.
AUGGAGCCUCACUCGAGCUGCUGGUUCGAGUGUACUUACACUUCCCAGAAGACGAAGAAGAACAAAUCGUGGAAAGAUGGCGUGUGCACCUGCCAGGUGAUGAGAGGCUUCCUGCGGUUUCUGCUUUACGCCGCUGAAGAAGAAACCACGCCGACUGGAGACACCCAGCUUCGAAAAAAAGGAGACGCUCUGGACUCCCAUGAGAUUCCUCUGCGUCCCUUCGAAGCUCUUCUUGACGAAGACGUCGAGUUUCCGCUUCAUCUGGUCCAACUGACUCGCGUCCUUCCACCCCGUUCAACUCGGCCUCAGCCGAGCAGUUCUCCCUCUGGCCAGCUCUCUCAAAGUCCAUGUGUGUCGCGCACGGGAAAUGCGAGGCGAUUUCCGUCCUCGUGUGCAUCGUCGGUCUCUUCCUCUUCGUUCCCUUCCUCCGCCUCUUCUCUGGCGCCGCAUGGAGCCUCCCUGUCGAUCUCGUCCUCGUCUCAAGGAAACACGGGCAAAACCAAUGCGCAGCGAGUGCCCCGCCCGGCGCGAUUUCGAGGUCGAGGCGGACUCUUCAGUUCUCGCGUUCGCGUCGCAGCUGGUGUUUCGCCCGCAGAUCUUCGGUCUUGCGCCUCUUCGCCUCCCUCUGCUUUCUCCUCUUCCUUGCCGUCACAUAGUGUAACUGAGAAGCCAUUCGCGGCGGAUUCCGCAAGCGAAACUCGGCUUUCUGAUCCGUACGUGUCGAGAUCCGCCGCCGUCGCUGCCGGUUCGUUUCGCCGGUCUGUCGAGUCGCUGGAGUGUACGGACACCCCCUCGUCUCUUAGCCACGAGCAGCCACCGUCGGUCGAGUCAGCCAGGAAGGCAUUUGUGUCGCCGUUUGCUCCUCGCUGGCGUGAGGCGUCCUCACAUCUUUCCUCUUCGGCGUCGGGGCCCUUCCCUCGCCACGAGAGAGAGCCUUCGCAGGCCGUGAUGUGCCAAGAUACCUCGUCGGACAAUCUUCCUCCUUGCGAAACCCUUUCGGCCUCGAGCCUCCGUCCCGGGCAGUUCUCCAGUCAGUCUCAGCCCCAACUAAUUUCUGCAAAUUAUUCAGGGAAAGAGAACGCGGUCCAGGCUGCAGUUUCCACUGCUUAUCCCUCGGCAAACGCGCGUUUCCGACACGAAGACGUGCCGUCUCCCGGGACGGUGGCGGCUAAAGGCGCUGUGCUAGGACACACACAACGCCCUGGAGAUCCGGUUGGACCGAAAACAGAAAGCGGUGGUGCAGGCGAGGAGAGCGGACGAAUCCAGGAAAACGAUGCCAAGCUGAUCCGAGGAGACAACGAUGCAAGUGUGGCGUCAAGGACAAUAGUGGAAGACGUGGGAAGAAGGGGAAGCGAUGAAGAUGGAGAAGACCGCAGUUGUGCUGCACGAACAGAACUCGUGACCAGUUUCCUGACGCGAGUCGCAGCAGAGAAUUUGCUCGAGGACAUGGCACGCGAUGCGUGCCCUUGGAUUCAACACUGUCCCUCUCUCGCGUCCUCCGUCGUCCCAGCUUGUUUCUCUUCUCCAGAAUGCUCUCCAGGGGGCAACCGUCCCUCCCGGGGCAGCAAGCAGUGUGAAGGCGAGGCGGAAUGUCGCGCGAUGGAAGACAGCCUUCAAGGUGAAGAAGAGUAUGGAGGUUUCAAAGACGCGCUGCUCUUUCUCUCUCUGUUUGAGUCUCAUGGUGCUGCGUAUCCUUUCGAUGAUAAGCCUCACGUUGUUCCACCGGGAGAGGACGCCCUGCCGAUGGACAAGGCCCAAGAAAAGGCCCCGCGCAGGCGACAUCCGAUGCCGCCGGCGAUGCUACAUUCUCUUCUUUCCUCGUGUGUUUCCUCAUCGUCCUCUGCGUCGUCUCCCCCGGUUCCAUCGUCCGUUCCGUUUCCUUCCUCAGCUUCUGCGCACUGCGACACAGAGCCCGCCGAGAUGGACGAAGACCUCGUCGAUCUUCUGCAUGCGCCUGCAAACGUCGCGCUUCAACCCGAGAGAGAAGGAGGACGCGGCGCGUUCCCCAGGGCGCACCUGCCAGCGGCAGAGCCGUCUCCUGCCGAGUCGGCGCGAAGCGCCACAACAAAGCGAGAGGAAACCACAGGGGGGGAGGAAGUCCAAGUUGGAAAGCGGGUGGACCCGUCACGUGGGAGACACCCCAUGUGGCCUCGCCCGGGGGACGGCUCUGAGAGCGCGCGAGAAAGAUACAGGGACGUCCUCGGAGACAGCGAGAGGGGACGCGCGAGCGACACACAGACCUGCGCAUUCCCCGGCUCCAAACGCCAGGCUUUUCGUCCUCUUUCGGGUGCACGGGGCAAGAGACACUUGACAAACGCGAACUUCCACUGCUCCUCUGGGGCCUCUGUGGACGUAGACCUACUGGAAGGCAGUACCGAUUUCGCGUCGGCCUCCUCCUCUCAUUGGUCUUCUCUGAGGCGCGGACGGCCCCGAAGCUUUCUCGCCAACAAACGUCGCCCUACGGAGAGAGACGAGGGUGCUAAAACAGAGGGGACUCAGGAGAAAGCGAAUCUCCUUCCUCUCUCCCGUUCUCGCCGUCCCGUGUUCAGCCCGCCGUUUGCUAAAGGAGCGGCGUCUUCAUACCCUGGCUCCUGCGGCAAUCCGCCUCGCGCCGCGCGCCCUGCUCUGUCUCCGGCGCCUCGCGCUUCUUCGCGUUCAUCCUUCGUCCCUUUCCAGAGUUUGAACCCUGCCGCCGGAGACUUCCCGGACGAUCUUUCGUCGCAACCUCAGCAAGAGGAAACCGAGUGGCUGCCAACCUUCCGGCCUCUCGCCGCUUUUCCUGCUCGACGCGAACAGGCCUCGCAACUGCUUUCGCUCCUCCCUCUGCGCUUCGCCAUUCCAAGAGACCCUCGAAAGGUCGCUCCCGCGAUAGUCCGCCAGUGCAUGCGUGGCGUCUCCUGCGGCUCCUCUCUCUGGCGGUCGACGGCGAAACGAGCGCAACAAAUCGAGAGUUACUGCCUCUCGCUUUUCAACUCCGUCGCCUUGCAAAUCCACGGGACGCUCGUCGAGCUCGCGGCUGCUCUGCAGCCAGUUGUGUAUGGAUCGUCUGCGCCUAUCUCUCCCCCCUCGGUUGCGUCAUCGUCUGCCUCUUUGGCCUCGCGAGAGAGAUCAUCGCUCAGUGGCAACGCCGUUCUCGUCGCCUCCGGCAUUCGCCUGCAGGUUUGGGCUUCUUCGCCGUGUCGAGACGGCGCCGUUGCGUCUGCCAAAGAGCGCCUGGGGCUGAAGAAACAGCAACAAAUGCAGCAACGCAAGUGGCGAGCCUCGCUGGAGAAAGCGAGACAGGCGAAACGCCGGAAAAGGCAAGACCGUGCCCGACGUGGAAAUAUCGAGAGCCAAGAAGACGAUCUGGAAGAGGAAGACGAGCAGGACGCAGAUACUCCGGCGCUAGACCAAACUGCAGAGGACGAGGCGGGAGAAGACGCGGUGGAAGAGACGAAAACGCGCUACUUCCUCGACUUCUCAAACUGCAGUGUACAGACACCGUUUCUUCGCGACUCCGACCGCGUCCCGCCGUCAUCUCAUUUGGCGUCGAGAGGGGUUUGCCUCGCCAGUCCUCAUUCUUCGUCUGUCCCCGACCCCCUUGCGAUCCUUCAGAAAACGGUUUCUCGAGGCGACUUGUGGGCGAUCGCUGCUGACGACGACUGGACGCAUCCGUCUAAAGUGCUGCUCUGCCGAUCGUGCUGGAAAGGUUUGCAUCCGCGAUCAGGGACCGUCGAAGUCGAAGUUCUCCGCCUCGCGUCUUCGCUAGCCCCCUCGCGGUCUUCGGAGCGUUCGCAGUCUACCUGGCAUCGCGCGCCCCGGCCUGCGUCGCUCUCUGAGGGCUUCUUGCCGUCUUGGUGGGCGCGCCUCCUUAGCGAAAAACGCGCAGAGAGAGGUCGAGACUCGGCGAGAAAACUGCAUCUGUCGGGAAUGCUCCUCGGGAACUUCGCCAACGAAUUUGCUGCGGUCGACGGAAUCGAGAGACUCUGGAAAGCCACGCAGAGGGACAAGGCGGCGGCGCCCGGAAAUCCCAGCGCAUCUGCGCGAGACGCCGAGCGGCUCCACGCGCCCUCCGCUGGCUCGUCUGCAGAGCGCGGCGAUUCUGAGCUGAGUUGUCUGUCGCAUGCGUUGCUCGCGGGCGGUUGCCCGGAGGCGAAAGACGAGUUACGACCCGACGGAGAGGUCGCCGAAGGAGACGAAAGCGAAGACGUUCCUCCUCUCCUCGAACCCAUACCGCUAAAUCUGAGUUCUCGCGAAGCCGAGCAGAUUCUUCGAGACGCGAUUGCUCCGAAUACGCGGCGAAGACACAAACUCAACGACGAGCAGCAGGCGGUGCUUCUCGCCAUCAGCCGCUGGUUCGUGUACAAGAACGGCAAGCGUCCGUUUCAGUUUUUGUUGCGACGCGAAAAAGGCGAGCGGAACGGGGAGGACAAACGGCGGGACCUCGCACCGAAACGCAGUUGUCGCGAGGCGCGCCGAGAGAAACAGCGAAGGCGAGGAGAUGCAGACGCGAAGGGACGACGGACACACGAUCUGGGGAACGGUAGAAAUGGACCAGCUGAAGGAUCAGACGCAGAGGAAGCAAAAGACGGAACCGAAGACGAAGAAGACGAAGAAGAUGAAGAUGGACACGAUGAACGGAGAGCGGCGUCUGAUGCGCUCGGAGCUCAGAGUGACAGUGUCGGUGCCGAGUGUACGAACGCCCGCGAUCUGCCAGCAGGUGAGGAGGAGGACUGGGACAGUCUCCUGUUCUCUGGCGGUGACGUGCAGGACCCCAGUGAAGCGCCGAGGCAGGAAUCAAGUUUUUUAAUUUGUCAAGAAGCCAGCGAUUCGUCGGGCGCGCAGGCCGAGGAGCGGAGGCCGACCAAGAGCGAGGAGACCGCGAAACGCGGAAAGGAGCUUGCGAGAAUAGGACGCCCUUCAGGAGAGGAUCCCUCCAACGAUCACAGUUCUUCUUCGUAUUCUUCGAGUUCUUCGCAUGCUUCUUCUUCGUCUCGCGAGGCAUCGCGGGAGAGGGAGUGUCCUCGAAGAGGCGAAGCGUCAGGCGAAGAAGCGGCGAGAGUGACGAAGGGCGAGGAAGCCGCGAUGCGUGUGUAUGAAGACCGUACGUCUGCGUCGCGACACUGGAAGACGAAGCGAACGAAACGUCGAAAUCGCUCUUUCGGGGAGGACGACGCGCGAGAUAGAGACGGGUUGCGUGGCCGCCGGGAGAAGCGGAGAAACGAAAGGAACGACGGAGAGGAAGAAGACUUCGAAAAGGCGCUCCACCUGCUGCAGUGCGAUCGACAGCGGACCAACGCCCCGCCCAUUCUCCUCGUCCACGGCGUCUUUGGGGCUGGCAAAAGUUCCCUUCUUGCGGCGUCACUCGCGACCCUUUCCCGUCUCCUCGAGGCGGCCAAGAACCGCAGCCACAUUCUGUUGAUUUGCAUGACGAACGCGGCUCUCGACUCGGUCCUCCUCAAGCUCCGGUUCGAGUGUCAGUACACCGACUUUGUUCGCAUCGGUCGCCUCUCAGAGACGCACCCGCUGCUUCUCCCUCACGCAGUGUCGAGCAGCAAAGACAGAGCCUUGGCGAUUCAGGAAUGGAGACGGCUUCUCCACAAAUUUCUCGUGAACGACGCGAAACAACCCCCGAACCAACCGGCCUCUCAAGCGUCUUCGUACAGUCCUUCUGUUUCCCCUUCUACGGCGGAGAACAUCGAAGUCAGCACGGCGCAUGCACGGGAAGAAGACGCGUCUUCGAUGUCGGACAUGGCUGCCUCGCUGCUGGCCCGAAUCGACGAAGGGACUUUUCCUCCAACGAUGCCGCAAUGGAAGCGCGUGCGCCUCUUUGCAGCGACGUGCAGCGCGGCUGGCUGCUCGGACGUCUUUUUGUCUUCCGUUGCUCCUUCGGGGGCGACGUCCGGUGGCCUGGCGACGCCGUUUGUCUUUCUGGAUGAGGCGACGCAGGCGCCCGAGUCUCUCGUCGUCUCCAUUUUGUCGCGGUUCUCUGCGCAGCGGCUACUGCAAGUCGGCGACUCAAAGCAACUGCCGCCUGUGGUGAAAGUCCCCGGCGCUCCCUUCAGCUGCUCUUUGUUUUCGCGAUUGCUGCCGGUCUACUUGGCGAGCGCGCGGCGCCUGUCGGCGACCAGGCGGGGCCCGGAGAGCCAGGCCUCAGUCGCUCCGGCGCCGCAGACCGUCGCGAAGAAGGAAGGCGAGAAACAGUGGGAGAAGCACUUGUCGCCCAUCGCGAAAAGGAACGCAUCGGCUUCAGACGCUCUGCGAGGAUAUGGAGCGGAAGACGUGGCCGACGCGGCUUCUCGUUCGGCAUCCCGUUCCGCUGCUCGAGGUCGAGACACAGCCAGCUUCUUCUCUGCCGUUCUUCUCCUGCGCACACAGUACCGGUGCCAUCCUGUCAUUGCUCGUCUCUGCAGCCGCAUGUUUUACGGCGAGAACUACGUGAAGAAUGGCGUCUCUGGAGCCGAGCGUCUCCCGCCAGGGCCCUCGUCCUUUGGUGGGCCACUCUGUUGCAUCAGCGUCCGAGGCAGCCUCGAGAGUCGCGAGGGGAAGAGCUUUGUGAACUGGAGAGAAGCCUUCGUCGUCGCGACAAUCCUCCGCACUGUCCUGGAGAAGUCUUUCAUUUUCGAAACGAACACGCAGACCGCGAAAACCCCGCAAGCGACGCUCUCUGUCUCGUCGCUCGCCUACCCGGCCGGUGCGUCUCUCUCUCCUCACUCGUCGGUGGAUUCUCCUCUGUCUUCUUCCUCGUCUUCUUCUUCCCUGUCUUCUUCCUCGUCUUCUUCUUCCCUGUCUUCUUCUUCCUCGUCUUCUCUUUCGUCUGUCUCUUCUCUCUCUUGUGCGUCUUCCUUGGAGUUUUUCACAAAGCGUCCGCUCCGGCCGUCGGAGGUGGGCGUGAUUUGCCUGUAUCGAAGCCAAGUCUCGUGCGUUGAGCGCGCGUUGAAGAAAGUUCUUCCGGCGGCGGUUGUCAAGGCGAUCCAGAUCUCGACGGUCGACGCGUUUCAGGGGGGGGAGAAGGAGUUGAUUCUUCUCUCUUGCGUGCGGACGACGGCGUCCUUCCUGGACCGGAACUCGGAGAGAGACAAGACGUCUUUCCGGCACGCCGGCGAGCGACGAGGCCCCGGCAUGGCGGCGAACCCAGCAAUUCGAGACGGCGAGGAGCGAGGGCGACCUCGACCGCAUGCAGAGCCCGCCCCGAGCGCGGCGCUGUCUGGCGACCGGGAAAACGGAAACCCCAGUCACGGCGCAGAGACAGCAGCCGCGGCAAGGCAGACAGAAGACGAGAGACAAAUCUCCCGCGCGCUGACAGAGGAAGGACAGCCAAGGGACGCGAGAGGCGAGAAGACCCAGCAGGACUGCGCAACACGAGACGCCGGGGACGCGCUGCGCCUGCUAAAAGAAGACGCGCCGGAAGAGGAUGGCGAUCCUGGGAAGAGCGACAAAGGGAAAGACUUCAUCAACUGCCAGAAAAGAAUGAAUGUCGCCUUUAGCCGAGCGAGGCGGCAACUCGUGAUUGUGAGUCACGACGCUCUCUUCCAGAGCCACCCAGCGUGGCGAGAGCUGACCUCUGAGGCAAAAAAGACUGGUUUUCGGAACCCCCUCGAGGUCGGCCGCGUCCGAAUCGAACGCUGUCGCCUUCCCUCUGCUGCUCUGCAUGCAACCCAAGGGUAUACGGCGUGUGCUUGCGUGGGAGUGUGUCAGGGAAAGGGAAGAAAACUUCUCACUUUCCCUCCCGGCUGUUCGUCUCGCGUUCCCCCGCUGCUGCCUUCUUCUCUCCUCGACGCGUCGUCUUCGCUCCCUCCUCUGUGGGUCGGAUCUCCGUCUUCGGGAUCUUCUCUCUCUCCGCAUCUCGCCGGGGCUUCUUUCCCCUGUACGUACACCGCGUCGCUCCCUCCGGAAGUCUCCUCCCCUCCCCUGCCUCUCACGCCUUCCGCGAACGACUCGCCGCAGGUCUGCUCGUCUCCCUGCUUCUCUUCCUCGCCGCACUCCGCCGCCUCGCCCUCGCCGCGGGGUCCGGCUUCUGCCUUCUCGUCGCUCUCGGCGCCUGCAACUCCCCCCGCUGGCUUCUCGCCUUCCGGGGCGGGCCAGGCCUUCCCAAAACACGCGCCUCUCUCGGCGGCGCCGACCCAGCCUCUCCCCCCCUCGCCCCUGGCCUUCGAAGAGGUUCGCCUUUUGCCCUUCCUGUGCAGUCGGGUGUACAUCGAGUUCAACUCCGACGCCGCGCUGCCUCCAGAAGUCCGCCUGGCCCUCCGCUACCCACACGGCUACGAAUUCCCGCUCCCUGCCAAGAAGGCGAAAGUUGGAAAGCUCGAGGCGAAGUGCAAAUCCGAGAAGGACGCCGAGGCCAGAGCCGGGUCGCGGCGAGAAGACGCCCCGAAGCCGAGCGGGAACUCCGCGCAGGCGCCGGCGAAAGAAGGGAAGGAAAACGAACGCCCCGAAGAGGCAGGAAGAAGUACACACGCGCUCGUCCCCCAGAAAGGACCAGAUCCGCAGUCGCCGCUGCUCAGUCAAGGAUGCGGGCGGUUGAAAGGCAAAAGCUGCCUGUGUGCCGCGUGUCGCCUCGCUCGCGCUCUGGAAGAGGCGUCGAGUCUCCUGAGGCCCUUUGGACUCUCGAUUGUUAAAAAUGCGAGUUUCUUCCAGCAGAGCGAAGGCCUGUCGUCUUCGUCGCCGAAGCUCGCCUCGCCUGCCUGUCCUUCGCUCUCGACUCUGCCUCCCUCGUUUGUCCUCCCUCCGUCGCAUGUCCACGGCGCCUCGCCGGAGAACGAUGCGGGUCUAGCUCUCGUCCCCUACUCUCCUCCACCGCCUUUCUCGUCUUCUCUCCCUCUCUUCUCUGCGUUUCAAGCGUCUCCGUCUUGGCCCGCCGCUUCGCGUCCGACCGACGCCGCGACCGUGGUGUGCACAGACCCCGGAAAGCUCUUUGCUCCCCUUGCCGGCGCCUCGCGCUGUCCUCGCGCCUCCUCACAUUCUUCCCCGUCGCCCGCGCUCCCCCUAGACCUCUUGCACGAAGUCGUCAACGAGGUGAAAAAGGCCCUGACGUCGUUCGUGCUCCGAGCUCGGCCGCCGCCCGGGCCGAUUGGGUCAGUGCGAGCGCUCGCGCUCCGCUCCAAGUCUUCGCUCUCUGCUGUCUCUUCCUUGCAGUCGUUCGGCGCACCGGGAUCUGGGGCCCGAGCGGAGGCGCCGCAGAUUCGCGUGCGCGUCGCCUCGCGGUCUUCCGGUUCGCGCCCGCCGGCUGGGGGCGACAAGGCGGGCCAGGGAGACGGGGCUGGGGGUGCGCGCGGCGCGGUCGAAGGCGAGGACGAGAAACGCGCCUUCUACGCCGGUGCCAAGCCGGAGAGCAAGGCAGGGAGGAAAGAAGAAGACGAGAGCCUCUACGACUCGGAUGCCGACACGAUGGAGGGGUGGAUCGACGCCAUCAUUCAACUCCACGACAUGCAACACGAAGAGCGGCAGGCUCUCGUCGUCAGCAAUCACUACGCCGGGAUCUUCACCAGCAAACGCGUCAUUCUAACCUACACUAGCCACGAAUUCAGGAAUCUCCUCUUGCGAGACCCGAGCCUGAAGUUCUCUUCGCUCUACGGCCCGAGAUACGCGACGGAGACGGUCCCAGACGCUUCGCUUGCCCCGCCUCUCUCGGCCGCCGCGUGGAUGGCGCUGCAGAAGAGGACGCGCAGCGCAGUGAACGACACACUACAGCUCGUCCCCGGCUUUGCCCUCAAAACGCUCUUCUUCGAAGUUAGACCGCUGCUUCGUCUUCUUCGUCGCCACGCGUCGGCGUCUCUUUCCUCGGCGGCUUCUUUGGGCGUCAACUCUUUUUCGUCUUUCGCGUCUUUCCGGGAGGCGGCGAAAACGUCGCUGCCGUCGUUGAAGCGCGAGCGAGAGAACGGGGACAAGGCCCGCUGCAGGCAGACGCGAGAGAGCGAGAAAGAAGAAAGCGACGAAGAGGCAGAACCCGACAAGCUGAAACUGAGAGAAGAGGAAAAGAAGGGAAAGGAAAGACACUCCGACGCCUGUGGGGCACCGUCGGGACAGGAUAGACCUGUCUUAACGAGACCUCUGAAGGUCUUUUUGUUAGUGGCCUCGUUCCCGGUGAGGAACAGCCGUGUUCGCGUGGCGCGUGCAGAAAUCGACGACCGAGCUGUCGAGGAUCUAGUCACGAGGAAAGUAAGACAAUUCCUUUCCUCCCUCAGAAUCAUAACCUGUCUUAAGUAUUUCUCAACAUCUACAUAUAUAUGCGCGCGUCUGUCGUUAUGUAGACGUGCAUUUGUGUAUGUAUGCAUGCGGUCGCCUUGA